Symbiodinium pilosum is the source of this 606-nucleotide messenger RNA. The record is from the annotation of a GenBank genome assembly. Lineage: Eukaryota; Dinophyceae; Suessiales; Symbiodiniaceae.
AUGGGAGACAAGGCCAAGAUCUUCGUGGGCGGCCUGCCGCAGGAUUGCCCGCAAGAGAGCCUUACUGACUACUUUGGAAAGUUCGGCGCGAUCACGGAUGUGGUAGUCAUGACGGAUCGAGAGACCGGUCGAUGCCGUGGUUUUGGCUUCGUAACCUUCGAGAGCGAUGACUCCGUUGAGUUGGUCCUGGCUCAGCAUGGGGAGCACCAGAUUGGGGGCAAGUGGGUUGAUUGCAAACGCGCAACCAAAGAGGGCAGCAAAGGAGUUCCGCCAGUCAAGGGAGGCGGUGGCUUCGGAAAAGGGGGAGGUAAGUACGGCGGCGGCAUGGGCAUGGGCAUGAUGGGAGGCUACGGAGGAGGCUACGGCGGAGGCGGCGGUAAAGGCGGCUACGGGGGCUACGGUGCUGGUGGCGGCAUGAAGGGAGGCUGUGGUGGAGCCUAUGGUGGAGGCUACGGCGGCGCUUAUGGCGGCGGCUGCGGUGGUUACGGUGGCUGCGGUGGCGCCGCUGGCGGUGGCGCCUAUGGCGGUGGCUACGGGGCAGCCUACGGCAAGGGAGGCGGCAAGGACUUUGGCGGCGGAUAUGGCAAGGGGUAUGCCCCCUACUGA